CCAGAGAUGUCUUCGAGGUCUUUUUAGAAGUCCGUAGUAAGUGCGUUAGGUAGCCAGUUGUGCGAAUCAGUUGAAAGAAAGAUGCUGUGCUGCAAGGUUGCUUUAGUGUUCGUAGUUAGUCUAAUUGCAUUAAUCAGCGGGAUGCCUCAAGGUAGCGAAAAUAACCCCCAGAGUCCAUUCUCGCUUCCAUUCGUUCAACUUACAAAUGGUGGAAUCCGAUUCAAUUUGGGCGGCUACCAUGCCCAAGCUGGACUAGGCGGAAGCAAUGGACUUCACGCUGGCGUCGGAACACCUUGGGGUGGCCAUGCGUCCGCUGGUUUGGGUGGCGCAAUCGAUGGCAACAAUGCAAAUCUCGGAGGGGGUCUGUUCGCGAGAGCAGGCCUUGGAAACGGAAGACACGAAGCUGCAGCGGGAUUAGGCGGCGUGAUAGACGGAAGUGGAAGAUCGGGGCCUGGACUGAGAGGAGAAAUCUUCGCCAACACGGGAGCCCGUGCGGUUGGAACAUCAACUGGGAUUCUUAACAGAGGACCAAGCGACAGACGAGACGAUGGAAGUAAUAAACCAGGUGAAGAUGAAGGCGAUAGGGACCAACCAACCAGAGGACAUUCGAAUAUUCAAGUAAUCGCUCGUUCUGGAAAUAAGAAAGAAAAAGUAGUGGAGACAGUGGCUGUGCCGGCAGAAUCUCCAGAGGCUUUUAAGCAAAUUGACUCUUCGUCGAAAAAAGAGAUACAGGAAGCAUUAAACGUUAAACCGCUAUCUAUCGCCGAGGUUAAUCCUGUCUUGUCCAGCGAGACGAAUGAUAUACGCGUUGUUCGACUAACGAAAGUCCUUCCACGUCACCGUAGAAGAAAGUUAUGGGAAUCGAAGAGACAGGUUGAUCAAGAGCAUACAGAUUCGAUAGAGCCACAGGGUAACGCUGAUUCAAACGUUCAAAACAUCCAAACGCGUCAAGCGAUUUAUUAUUCAGACCCUACACCUACGCGAAAAAUAGCGGUAAUGAGGACCAAAAGUCCUGGUUUUUACGAUGACAUAUUUCAGAUACCGAUAUCAACGCUGAACGCUGUUAAUCAACUGUUGAAUAAUAAUGCCGGCUAAGUAAUGACGUCGUGUUGCGUCAAUUUCCUAAUCUCCAUAUAAGCUUUUUACAUUGUAAGACUUAGUGGUAGUGGAAAUAGCUAUCCAUUAAAAAAGAUAUAGAUACGUUGUGUUUAAUUUGUUAGAAUUUUCUUAAUAAAUUAUUCUAAAUUGAA
This is a messenger RNA of Bombus pascuorum, 1250 nucleotides long. RefSeq lists its product as uncharacterized. The record is from RefSeq and is a predicted model, not a curated record. The coding region runs from base 82 to 1095 and encodes 337 amino acids. Lineage: Eukaryota; Metazoa; Arthropoda; Insecta; Hymenoptera; Apidae. The transcript is spliced from 7 exons.